Medicago truncatula (barrel medic) is the source of this 1109-nucleotide messenger RNA. RefSeq names its product peroxidase 20. The record is from RefSeq and is a predicted model, not a curated record. The coding region runs from base 60 to 1058 and encodes 332 amino acids. The transcript is spliced from 4 exons. Gene Ontology annotation, biological process: hydrogen peroxide catabolic process; response to oxidative stress. Gene Ontology annotation, molecular function: heme binding; peroxidase activity. NCBI's taxonomy places the organism in Eukaryota, Viridiplantae, Streptophyta, Magnoliopsida, Fabales, Fabaceae.
AAACAUUCCCCAUAAGACUACUGCAGCAUCAAAAUUCCCUCUCUUCACCAUUUCUUUCAAUGGAGCCUCUGAGACUAUUACUUAUCUUAAUUACUAUUUUGUCCAAUAUUCACACUCUAAGGGGUAGUGAACUUCUUGUUCAUGAGUACUACAAAGAAAAAUGUCCCUUAGCUGAAGACAUUGUGAGACAUAACGUGGCGGUAGCAGUUUUGAAAGAUCCGCGUUUAGCAGCAUCGCUACUUCGAUUACACUUCCAUGAUUGUUUUGUUAUGGGGUGUGAUGCAUCGGUACUUUUGGACAGUGUUGAGGGAAUGACAAGUGAGAAACAAGCUGGACCAAAUGUGAACUCUUUACGUGGAUUUGAAGUCAUUGACAAGAUAAAGUAUUUACUUGAAAAGGAAUGUCCUCUCACUGUUUCAUGUGCUGAUAUUCUUGCUAUGGUUGCUCGUGAUGCUGUUGAAUUGAGAGGAGGACCAAGAUGGGAAGUGUGGCUGGGGAGGAAGGACUCACUUGAGUCAAGUUUCAGUGGAGCCAACCUAUUCAUCCCUGCUCCAAAUUCCUCUUUAGAGACUUUAAUUAAUAAUUUUAAGCAACAGGGUCUGGAUAUUGAAGACCUGGUGGUUCUAUCAGGUAGCCAUACAAUAGGAAGGGCAAGAUGUUUAAGCUUCAGGCAGAGGAUCUAUGAAACAAAACAGGAAUAUCACCAUGCCUAUGAUCGCUACAAACGAUACACAACCUUCAGAAGAAUCCUACAGUCCAUAUGUCCUGUUACCGGAAGGGACGACAAAUUUGCACCCCUUGAUUUUCAAACACCAAAACGGUUUGAUAAUCAAUACUUCAUAAACAUUAUUGAAGGAAAAGGCUUGUUAGGUUCUGAUAAUGUUUUGAUCAGUCAAGACUUAGAUGGAAGGAUUAGGAAGCAGGUGUGGGGUUAUGCCUCUAACGAAAAACUUUUCUUUGAUUCCUUUGCUAAGUCUAUGAUUAAGAUGGGAAAUAUUAAUGUUCUUACUGGAAGUGAAGGUGAAAUAAGAAGGAAUUGUAGAUUUGUCAACCCUUAGGUAGGUAUUAUGUAUUUCUAUGAUUUGUAAUAGAAACUUGUUUGGACUUAA